UAAGAGCUCAGAACGUUCGGUAUCAAGUCAGAAACACGCUCGCGUCUGGGGACAAAGUGAUAGGGUUGGGUUUGUUUUGUGGCUCUUGAGCCCCCUCCAAAAGUCCAUUGGAGAAGGGUUUCUCCUACCAGCAGGCGCUGAGUGCUCGGGAGAUCGGUUUCUUGGGACAGUCCCCUGCCCUCUGCCAGGGUUAUUUCUCCCCAUAGUUCUGGUAGAAAAUGAUGCAGGAAGAAUCGAGCUCCCCAGUCUCCCCAGUGGACAGCUUGAGCAACAGCGAGGAAGAGCUUGACAGGCAGCAGGGUAAGAGGGGAUGCAGAAAGAGGAGACCCAGUAGGAAGAACCCUGAGGAUCCAGACAGCCCAACCUCCGUGAAGAGAAACAAGAAAGCCAGCAGCACAGGCAGCAGCCCCCAGUCCUUUGAGGAACUUCAGACCCAGAGAGUCAUGGCUAAUGUGAGGGAGAGGCAGAGGACCCAGUCCCUCAACGAAGCCUUCGCAGCUCUGAGAAAAAUCAUCCCCACCCUCCCAUCAGAUAAACUGAGUAAAAUCCAAACCCUCAAACUGGCAUCCAGAUACAUCGAUUUCCUGUGCCAGGUUUUACAGAGCGAUGAGCUGGACUCCAAAAUGGCAAGCUGCAGUUAUGUGGCCCACGAACGGUUAAGCUAUGCCUUCUCAGUGUGGAGAAUGGAGGGAGCAUGGUCCAUGUCUGCAUCCCACUAAAGCAAUGCCACUGUGGGCACCACUCUAAAGGCACACUCAGAUGUUACUGUUUCCAGUAAAGAAGGAAAUGGAUUAUAUGUAGAGACUGAAGUUGGAUACCUAUAUAAAAAAAAAAAGAUAUGAGCUAAAGUAAUGCACCCCUGGAUUUUCUUACAUUGGGAGAGAUGGGAAAGCCAGGGCGUGGAGAAGCACUUAUAUUGAGUUAAAGUAGAGGCCUGGUACACUGAGCAUUUUACACAGGAAGGCUACAGGCUCCACAAAUCUAUUCCAUUCUGAUCCAAGUCUGAACAAUCUCUAAUCUGUACUUUGACGAAGAAUGUUGGAGAUUCAUUUUUACCAUUCAAAUUUUUUUUAUUCAUUUUUUUUUUUAACUUGCAUGCAAGCCCACCAGUCGUGCCUUUGAAGCCACUUAAGAGGAACAUUUUAUUUUGAGGCUUCCAGGACCUAGUGCAGACCCACAUUUUUUUUUUUUUAUAGGAAAUGAAAAAAACAAAACAAAAAACGAACUAUUUUUGUUAUUUGAAACUUGUUUUUUUUAUUAUUAUUUUUAAAAACUGUUUAUAUACAAGCGGCUACAUCUCUCUAUUCUUCCUGAGAACAAAGUAAAACAUUUUAUUUAUUUAUUGACCCAUGUUUAAAAAAAAAAAAAUGCAACUAGAUCCGGUGUCUAACUGCAUUCAUAUUUUUAUGGUUGUUUUGUAAAUAUCAAUGCAUAUUAUUUUUCUGCAAUAAAUAAAUGUUUGAAGAAA
This is a messenger RNA of Pelobates fuscus (common spadefoot toad), 1468 nucleotides long. RefSeq names its product twist family bHLH transcription factor 1 (gene TWIST1). The transcript has 2 exons. The record is from RefSeq and is a predicted model, not a curated record. NCBI's taxonomy places the organism in Eukaryota, Metazoa, Chordata, Amphibia, Anura, Pelobatidae. The coding region runs from base 219 to 719 and encodes 166 amino acids. Gene Ontology annotation, molecular function: DNA-binding transcription factor activity, RNA polymerase II-specific; protein dimerization activity; RNA polymerase II transcription regulatory region sequence-specific DNA binding. Gene Ontology annotation, biological process: developmental process; regulation of transcription by RNA polymerase II.